This is a messenger RNA of Acaulospora morrowiae, 306 nucleotides long. NCBI's taxonomy places the organism in Eukaryota, Fungi, Glomeromycota, Glomeromycetes, Diversisporales, Acaulosporaceae. The record is from the annotation of a GenBank genome assembly.
AUGUCUUCAAACAACCCAGGUUCUUCUUCUAACACUAAACAAGCCGACAAUAAUACUGAAGAAAGUCAACUAUCUCAAGAGGAAAAUGCUCAACAGCAAAAAGUAUCCAUACCACAUCUCGGGGCUUUAGAAGAAGAUGACGAAUUCGAAGAAUUCGCAGCUGAAGAUUGGAAUGAAACAGAAGAAGAUCAAGAAACUCAUUUAUGGGAAGACAAUUGGGAUGACGAAGAUGUUGAAGAUGACUUUUCAAAACAAUUGAGAGCCGAAAUCACUAAAACUACAGCACCGCAACCUAUGAGAUUGUGA